AUGGCAUUGGCUGCUGAGGAAGUGAUGUUGCUGGAAGAUAAUAAUUCUCUAAAUAUAAGAGACCUUGAUUCAAUUAUUAUUGAUUCUCAAAAAGAUGAUCAAAUAUUAGAGAUUGUGCUAGAGAAUGAGAAAAGUAAUCCUAUCAUCCAGGUAGUCCCAAUAGGUACUUUACCAUUUGACAUAAGCAAUUAUGUUCAAUUGGAUGUAGCCCCCAAAGACUUUAAUAUACUAGAGAGUAUAUAUAGGCCACCCAAUAAUUAUAAAUUUCCAAGAGAUCUUUCUAGAAGGAAAUUAAAAUUUCAAUUUAAUUGGUUUACCACUUGGCCUUGGUUGGCUUACUCACCUUCACAAAAUGGGGCUUAUUGUAAAUAUUGCGUUCUAUUUGGACCAAAAUAUGCUGGUAAAGGUGAACAAAAAUUAAAGCGACCUGUGAAUUGCCCAUAUAGACGUUGGAAAGAUGCAGGAGAGAAUUUUGAAAAUCAUCAAAACAAUUUAUACCAUAAAAAUACACAAAAUAUUAUAUCAACUCUUAGAGCAAUUGGUAAACCAUUAAAAAUUAUUAAAGAGACCCACAAAGGUACCAGUUUAAUUGGACAACCUUUUGGCUCCACCAUUCAAAACGAAAUCAUUGAUGUGUGUAAUGAUUUAAUAUUAAGAAAGGUAGUUGCCAACAUUAACAAGUCUCCAUUCUUUUCAGUCUUGGCAGAUGAAUCAACUGAUAUAUCUGGCAUAGAGCAAAUGUCCUUGUCUGCUCGAUAUUUAUAUUCUGAAAAUGAUGAAGUUCAAAUAAAAGAAGACUUUUUGCAAUUUAUUCCAAUUCAAGAUAUGAGAGGUGAAUGUCUUGCUGACACAAUUGAUGUUUAUCUUAAAAAAUUUAAAAUUAAUGUUAAUUUUAUGCGGGGACAAGGAUAUGAUGGUGCCCCUGCUAUGAGUGGACAUUUAAUUGGUGUUCUAUCACAUUUAAUAAAAAAAUAUCCUACUGCAAUUUAUGUAUAUUGUUCAUCGCAUUCCCUAAAUCUAGCCAUUUCUGAUUGUUGCUCAAUUCCCGUUAUUCGUAGUACCAUGGGCACAAUAGGCAAGGUAUAUGAAAUGUUCAAGUAUCCAAAAAGAUCUAAUGUCCUCAAAAAUAUUCUGGCAAAGGAAGAAUUUGGUAAUAAUCAUAAACUUGUGAAAAUGUGCCCUACAAGAUGGAUCCUACGACAUGAAUCGGUUGCAGUUUUUCUUGAAUUAGUUGAUCCGAUAAUUGUUGCAUUGGAGGAAAUAUGUGGAUGGACAGAUACAUCAGUGGUGGCAGAAGCCAAUGGAAUCUUGAAAGCGAUUCAAGAUCCUGAGUUUUUAUUGGCCAUUAAUUGCAUUAACACUCUCUUCUGUCACACAAUAUUAUUAUGCAGAGCCUUGCAAAGAGUGAACCAAGAUAUGGUUCAGGCAUUGAUCUUAGCUGAAGAUGCAUAUAAUGCUAUUUUACAGAUAUAA
Messenger RNA from Gordionus sp. m RMFG-2023, 1473 nucleotides. RefSeq names its product 52 kDa repressor of the inhibitor of the protein kinase-like. The transcript is spliced from 7 exons. The record is from RefSeq and is a predicted model, not a curated record. NCBI's taxonomy places the organism in Eukaryota, Metazoa, Nematomorpha, Gordioida, Chordodea, Parachordodidae. The coding region runs from base 1 to 1473 and encodes 490 amino acids.